This is a messenger RNA of Haemorhous mexicanus (house finch), 4860 nucleotides long. Its product is annotated as nucleoside diphosphate kinase-like. Lineage: Eukaryota; Metazoa; Chordata; Aves; Passeriformes; Fringillidae. Bases 3176 to 3637 code for a protein of 153 amino acids. Gene Ontology annotation, molecular function: nucleoside diphosphate kinase activity. Gene Ontology annotation, biological process: CTP biosynthetic process; UTP biosynthetic process; GTP biosynthetic process. The record is from RefSeq and is a predicted model, not a curated record. The transcript is spliced from 6 exons.
GAAGUCUGCGCGGGGAGGGUGGUCUGCUGGUGACGUCAUCGAGAGGCAGGGCCCGGGUGAGGUUAUGGCGGUGGCUGCUCGCGGAGCUGGGGUUGCGUUUCGGGAAGAUGCGUUCGGUGGGAGCAAAGGUGCAGCGGGAAGGGCUGGGCUGUCGGAGACACGUCAGGGAUCAGCGAAUCUUGACAAAUCACCGAAUCGUCAAGAUUGGAAGAGACCUUUAAAAAGGGCAAUAAGGCUGGAGAAGAGUCGAGCACGCUUCCUGUGAGGAGCGGCUGAGGCAGCUGAGCCUGGAGAAAAGGAGACUCAGGGGACAUCUUAUCCCUCUCUACAACUCCUCCUGUCGGUGAGGGUCGGGCUCUGCUCUGCUGUGUCCCAGGGAACAAGGAACAGGACAAGAAGACAUAACCCUAAGCUGUGCCAGGGGAGGUUCAGGUUGGAUACUCAGGACGAAAUUCUUCACAGCAUGAGUGGUUGGGCAUUGAAAUGGGCUACUCGGGGAGGUGUCACCUCCCCUGGAGGUGUUGAAGAAAAGACUGGAUGUGGUAUGCAGUGUCAUAGUCUGGUUGUUGGGUCAGGUUGGACUGGAUGAUCUCAAAGGUCUUUUCCAACCUAGCUGAUUCUGUGGUUCUGUCACCCAGUCUGACCAUGUACCUGGCAUGCCACUGUAACUUCUAAACCAGUAAACCACAUUACUCAGUGCUGGGUACAUAUGCCUCUUAAACAGCUGCAGUGUGGUGAUUCCACCACCCACUGGGCAACCCCUUUUAACCCCUGACCACACAAACAGUAAAAAAAAAAUUUCAAAUAUUUAAUCUGAAUCUCCCCUAUCUCAGCUUAAGGCCAUUUUCUUUGGUCUUGUCUCUGCAGGCACAGCAGAAGAGCCCCAUCCCCACCUCACUACAUGUUCCUGUCAGUAGUUCUAGAGAGCUGUGAGGUCAUCCCUGAGCCUCCUCUUCUUGAGACUAAACAAACCCAGCCUCAUAAGACACGUUUUCUAGCCCCUUUACAAGCCUUGUUACUCUUCUCUGGACACACUCCAGCCCCUCAAUAUCCUUUUUAAAGUGAGCGGCCCAAAACUGAACACAGCAGUGCCAAGAACAGCGGGACAAUCACUUCUCUGGUGCUGCUGGCCACACUAUUCCUGAUACAGGCCAAGAUACCCCAGGUCACCAGAGUGACUAUCAAAGCCCUGGUGCCAUUGGUGGAGGCUCUGAGGGCCCCUGACAGCAAGAGGGUUUGGUCCCUUUAGUCCCUUGCUGUGGGACCAGGGUGGGGAGCUCCGGUUGGAUUGUGGGGUUGGGGUGUCCUGUAGGCAGCUCCCUCUGUGAAUGGCAGAUGUGAGGCAAUGCAUGCAGUCUGACAGCUCCCAGGGUAUUUGUUUAUCACACCCAUGGAGGCAUAAAUAGACCCAGAGAUUCACUGAGGGGUGACUGAAGGAGUUAGAAUCUUAGCUCCUGGAUUUUGGGACUCCGCAGCUCUAUGUUUCCUGGUGUCUGGUAGCAAAAAGGCCUUUCUUUUCUAAUAAGGUCUCCAGAUAAUAUCAGAAAUCCUGUUUUCUUAACAAUAAUACAGCUUAGAAGGCAUCCUGCACUUCCUGAGAGAGAUUGAUUUUCCUAGGAUUUGGAUCAGGGAGUUCCCUUCUAGAUUAUGUGUUCUGUUAUGGGAACAAUGGGAGCUGUAACAGACAUUUACAGUAAACUUGAAAAUACCUAUUGAGAUUUAAAACUUUCCAAGUUGUUUCACAUCCUUCAUUUUAUUGUGGAGUUAUUUAAGUUGGGAAAACCCUUUAAGACCAUCAAGUCCAACCAUUAACCCAGCACUGCCAAGGACACCACUAAACCAUGUCCCCAAGUGCCACAUCUGCAGUUUUUUCAGAUGCCUUGAGAGAUGGUAACUCCAUCAUUGUCCUGGGCAGCCUCUGCCAGGGCUUGACAGUGCUUUCAGUGAAGAAAUUUUUCCCAGUAUCCACUCUAAACCUCCUCCGGUGCAACUUCUAUAAUACAAUUUGAACUUGGGGAAAUCAGUAUUCUUCAUUAGGUAGUAUCACAUGUACAGCUGAGGAACCUGGUGGCCCAGCAGCAGUCCAGGAUCAAAGAAAUGAAAAUGUGCUUUAAAAAAGUCAGAAAGCUUGAGAAGGGAUGGAAUUUUAACUGUGGUGAUUGCAUUCAGCUCCACUGGAGUGCAGCAGAGCCUUGCUCUUAAUUUUUCCUCACUUGGACUGGUUCUAGGGCAGGACCUGUGCUUUAAAUGCUUCUGUUCUCUUGUCUCUUCAUUUGCCGAGCCAGUGAAUCUGUGCAGGAGUGACAAAGAAGAAAAGACUCCAACCCUGUAUAUUGGAUUUAUUGUGAGUCCUGUUUAGACAUCGUCAUCCUCCCCAGCUAAUAUUUAAAGUGUUACAGCCAGGGCACAGGCAGUUGAAAUACAAUUUAUAAACAUGGCAAAAGGAAAGAAAAGCUGUUUGACUUUUAAUUAUUACCAAAAAAUUACAUCAUUCCAGCCUCACCCUUUUCCAGUGCAGCCUGGAUCAGUCCAUGGCAGAUGGUGGGGCUGUGUUUCCACCCCUGGGGCAGUCGGCUCCAGGUGUACCUCAUGCCCCUCCAGGUAAAAGCAAACUGAGGCCUGCAUUCUGUUGCCACAAUAAUGGAGAAAAAUGUGUUAGCAAUGUCAACAGUGGCGUACCACGUUGCUGCCUUGGACUCCAGCAUGUCUGGCACAGCAGCACUCAUCAGUAGAGUAACUUCAUUCAAGGCACGAUAGUGCACAGUGUUCCAUUCUCCAUUCUCUGUUAGACUUGUGCACAGGCCAAGUGGGACUGGGGAAGGGUGAGUGGGCCUUACUGACCAUCCCUUGGCUCUCCAGCUCAUGGAUCAUCUUGUGUGAUGGCAUCCCAAUUCAUCCAAAACUGCCAGUGGUGCACUGUUGAGGUUGCAACUGGGACACAUUGUUCCUCCACCUUCAGGAGUCCAGGUGCAGAAGGACCCUCUCACAGUCCAGGCAAGAGCCACCGGGCGGGACACGGCGUGCCAGAGCCACCGGGGAAACAGCGGGGGACGCGGUGAGAGACACCCAGGGAACAGCGGAGUGUUCGGGCUCCGACACUCACCGAGGCCACCAGCGGGGGACACCGUUCGCCACAGCCACCGAGCCACCAGCGGGGGACAAGGCUUCAAGGAUCAUGGCUGCCAUCGAGGAGCGCACCUUCAUUGCCAUCAAGCCCGAUGGUGUCCAGAGGGGGCUGGUGGGGGAGAUCAUCAAACGCUUUGAGAAGAAAGGAUUCAAACUGGUAGCCAUGAAAUUAAUACAUGCCUCUGAGGACCUUCUGAGGGAACACUACAUUGACCUCAAGGACCGGCCAUUCUAUGAUGGCCUGGUGCAGUACAUGCACUCGGGACCUGUUGUAGCCAUGGUGUGGGAAGGUCUUAAUGUGAUUAAGACUGGAAGAAUGAUGCUGGGGGAAACCAAUCCGUUCGAUUCCAAGCCCGGCACUAUUCGUGGGGACUUCUGUGUCCAAGUUGGAAAGAACAUCAUUCAUGGCAGUGAUUCUGUGGAAAGUGCUGAGACAGAGAUCAGCUUAUGGUUCACUCCUGAAGAACUGGUUGAUUACAGAAGCUGUGCUCAUGAGUGGAUCUAUGAUUAACACCCAGCCUGGAUCUUCUGAUAUUCCUAUGUCCAUGAGCAGCUGCCAGCCUCUAGCUAUUCCAAAGAAUUCCCUGAUAGAAACCUCAGAAAACAGUGAAAUUGCUCUAUUGUGGAUGUUAGAGUCAGUGCUUGCUGCUCCUUUGAUUUUAAAAUUGUCAAGUUACAAAUGGAAUUGCACAUUUUAAAAGCUGCUUCUGGGACUGAGAGAUAUGAGAUGAAAACACAGAAUAGAUAACAUAUAUUUUUUCUGAAGCAUUUCAUAGUCAUAGAGGGUAUUUUGGUAAACAUUAAAAAAAUGGGUAAAAAUCUAUUUGGUAAAUAAAUAUGCAAAUGGUUCAGAGUCAGAGGACAACUUUGCUAAAACAUUAGAGGACAACUGAUGGUGUGUAAGUGCAUUGAUAAUAUGCCCAAAUGUUGAGGAUUUACUUAAUAUUAAGUCAAGUGUGUCCCCAUUCCUAAAAUGGCUGCAGAAAAAAAAGCCCAUUUCUCUCCCCAGAACAGGCUGUGCCCAUAAAGAGCUCAACUCUGGCUAAAAUGGCAACUGGCCUCCACACUGACACUGUUUCAACUGGCUCUUUUUUCUUUCCACAUGGGAUUUAUGUAGUAUUUUAAGGACCGAUUAACCAGCCAGGCUUGAUGAAAUGUCCUUUUAUGUGAAAAGAAGAUUAAUGUGAGGAUAGCUGAAGGAGAUUCUACCUUUAGCCAUUUCAGUGCAGCAGCUCUCUGACAUUGCACAGAGCAAUAAGUGGUGUUUGCUUUGCCAGCUGGUAAUUUAGCUGUGUUCUCAUUAGUGUAGUUUCCUCAGUAGCUGGAACUACAAACCAAAUGGUCCUUGGAUAAAUUGUUUUAGAAGUGACUUUCUCACUAUCGUUUUGUAUUUAUUUAAUGAUGUAAAGAAGUGGAGUCAUAAUAAUGCAGAAGGUAUUUCAGUUUCAACAGCAAAAGUUGUACUGGAUGAGGCAGUUGGGAUUGAUAUUAUGUAUUUAUUUCCCUGCAACAUUAUAUUCACUAAGAGCAAGAGUUUCAUGGAAUUAGUCGCUCGAGCUCACGAUUUUUUUUUCCCCCACAGUGUGUUCUUGUAUCUGAAUACUGAGCUAUGCCGUGAAUGUUGAAUUGAAGGCUUAUGAUACCUUAUGGUGAUAUCAAACUCCUAAAAAGAGAUGGCACAAAAUAAAACAAUAUUUGCUGUUUGUUAAGUGAAAUAAAAUGACAUUUUAAAUA